Penicillium antarcticum is the source of this 972-nucleotide messenger RNA. RefSeq lists its product as uncharacterized. Bases 1 to 972 code for a protein of 323 amino acids. The record is from RefSeq and is a predicted model, not a curated record. Lineage: Eukaryota; Fungi; Ascomycota; Eurotiomycetes; Eurotiales; Aspergillaceae. The transcript has 2 exons.
AUGUCCGCCCCUCUUGAGAGAGUUGCUAUCGUCGGUGCCACCGGUCGCAUCGGAGGUGCCUUUGCUGAAGCACUGGUUAAGACGGGGAAGCACACGGUCACAGCCUUAACCCGCCCUGGUGGCAAAGGCAAGAUCCCAGACGGUGUCGACUCCGUUGAGGUGAACUACGACGACCAAGCAUCAAUCAUCGAACCUCUCAAAGGCCAGCAGUUCCUCAUCAUCACCCUCGCCGUGAGCGCUCCUGAUGAUCUUCAUGCCCGAAUUGCUGCCGCUGCAGGCAAGGCUGGAGUCCCCUACAUCAUGCCCAAUGUCUUUGGGUAUCCCAUCGACCCCAAAGAAGUGAAAGAUGAAGACCGGUACAGUCAGUUGAUCUUGAGCCGAAUUGGCGAUGUCGAGAAGACCAACUUCUCCUCCACAAUCAAGAUGUCUUGUGGGUUUUGGUACGAAUGGAGCUUGGCGCUGGGCAACCAGUGGUUCGGCUUUAGCAUCAAGGACCGUAAGAUCACCUUCUUUGACGAUGGCAAGCGAACUAUUACAGUCAGCACGUGGGACCAAUGUGGUCGGGCGUUGGCAGCGCUGUUGAGCCUCCCCGAAUCUGAUGGGCCCACCUCUGUUGCUAGCUUCAAAAACAAGGAUGUUCUCAUCAAAAGCUUCCGUGUUUCCCAGCGCGACAUGCUCGAUAGCCUCCAUCGAGUACUGGGUACGACAGAUGCGGAUUGGAAAAUUGAAUAUGAGCCUACUGCAAAGCGCAUGCAGGAUGGGGCCGAGGAAAUGAAGAAUGGCGUUUUUACUGGUUUCCCUAAGAUGCUUUAUGGUGGCGUAUUCUUGACUAGCAGCCAGUUCAGUGAUUACGCAGCUACCAUGCCUUUGGCGAAUGAAGUGCUAGGCUUACCCACGGAGGAUUUGGAUGAGGCGACGAAGAGGACGGUCGAUAUGGUCGAGAGUGGCUGGAGACCCUUUCCUCAACUUUAA